AUGAUAGCGAAGUCCGUUCCGAGAAAGACCCGACUGACCGCCGGGUUCGUUGGAAGCAGAGCUGGUGGGGAAGUCAAGGAAUACAAGUUCGGCCCCAUGGAUGAAAGAAGGUAUCACGAAUUCUAUCGUCGCCAUCGGUUUGCUCACACGAAGAAGAAAGGUGGCUGGGAUGCCACGAGGCAUGCUGAGAUCCUUGCUGUGGGCACAGUACCAAACUUCACUGGCCUGGCACAGGCACCUCCACUAGCGGUGCCAUUCGUGCCCAAGUCCUUGCUGCUAAAGACAAAGCGUCAGCUCCUACCUUUCUCUUGGCGCUUGGAGGCCGUCUACAAUGCAACGGUGGAGAGGCUCCUGGACCAUACACGCAGGUGCUUGUCUGUCGAGUCGAUGGCAGCGCGUGUCUUGCGGAGCAUUGGGUUGUGGCCGACUCAGCGACCUCUUCGGCUGCUGUAUGUCACCUGCGGCUUUGGAUUUACUGGAGCAGGCGACGGAUGGCAGGGUCCCGUCAGCAUUGGCAUCUUUCUGGGCCUGCAAAGCUUGCUGAAGAGCGUUCCAGGCUCUCGCAUUGUCGAUGCGCCUGCCAUGGAGGUGAAUCCAAACUUUUGGCCCGGCGAUGCCGAACCGCGGUCGAGCUUUUGGUACCUUGCUGACGACCGCAUCGCCCGGAAGGAGGAGGAAACACUGCGCUUGAGGAUGUAUGGCUUUGGGUUCUCCUACGCCCGAAGGGUGCUUCCCGAGGCGCUCGCCGUCCGUGCAGAGCGGGACUCAGUCAGGCGGAGCCUGUUCCGUCGCGAAUUCGAUGGCAUCAUCUACGGGAAGGUUGGCCCCAACCAGGCCUGCGAUCCUCUGCCUUUCUUCAACGAGGUGCAAGCUGCCGGCUACCCUUACGAGCGCGUGGCCCUCAUCUACGGUGGGGACUUCGGCUUGGAGACAAAGUUGGUGGCCCAGCAUGCGCGCAUUUUUUCCGGUCAUGGCAUCAUCUUUUUCCGCGAGAUGAUUGCCCCACUGGACGACUUCCACUGGGUCUCCGCACGGGUCUACCCCAGAGCUUGCUACACUGAUCCAGCGUGGAAGCAGUUCUUUCACCUUUGGUAUCAGCGCUUGGAGUGCUGGGGGUGCCCUGAGAUUGAUGUGCCAGUGCGAGAGGAGCUGUGGGGGCAGCUUCGUCAGAUGGCUGCAGGCCGUCCUUGGCAAUCAGGACUUGGCGAAAUGGAGCUCUUGCCUCCUUGUUGGAGUGGCUUGGUACUUCUGGCAGUGCCAAUGCUGGCAGUAGAUGGGGAACUGCCAGCAAAGAAGCCCUCGUCCGAAGACCUCGAAGACAGAUGCGAGUUCUUCUACCUGCAGCUGCGCAAGGCACUUCCUUUCCUCAGCUUCCGAACGCGGCCGUGGCCGCGCUGGCGACGGCGGAGAGGUGCAGUGGCGUUUCGGGAAGCCUUCGGCAUCAGCCCCUGGGAGGUCAAGUCCUUCGUGGACUCCGCAUGCCGAGGGCAAGGCGGCCGCUGGCAGAGCUUCGGAGCUCGCGGAGGAAGGGUAUGGCGGGCAUGGGGAUGCCAGGAUGACGGGAGUGAUUUCUCGGUUCUUGACAUUGACAUAGGCCCAAAUCUCUUGAUUAACGCACGCGUGAAAGUCUUGGCAGGGCCAGAGCUGGCCAGCCUGACGUACCGGCCGCCGAGCAAGGAAGAGCGCGGUCAGCAGAGUCCCAACGAGUUCGGCUCCACCACAGAGGUAGAGCCUCCGCCCAAGGACGAAGCUGUGCGGGCGCACGAAUAUCGCGCAGCUGCCUUUGCCUCGGCUCCGAAUGUGCCAGUGGAAUCACCGGAAUCACAUGCAGCUUUGACGCACCCGUGGCCAACCUGCAGCUUUGAGCUCAACUGGUCCGACGAGUCCGUGCAGAGCGUGGAGGAGGCCGACGAUGACAAGAUGGACUUCACCAAUCCACGGACGCCUUUUCUUGGCCGAAAAGUUCCCCUGCAGAGUACCUACAACUCCUUCUGCGAUGAUCGGGGGUCACUUGUCGCGACCCCACCACCGCCAAAGCGGAACAAGAGGAAUCGCUCCGAAGUGCCUUUGGGAUCUUUGGAGACGAGCUCCAUCAUCAAGGCUCCGCCUAUGUUGCUGCCGUUUGACACCAAAGGUGUGCCAAGCGGACGAGGAGGUCUCUCGGACGAGGAGAUCCUCCUUCGCAGCAAAUUGCUGUACUUGGAUCCCCACCCUGCCAGACAAGAGAACGCGAAGGCGAUUUUCAAGCAAGGGUGGAAGCAGCCGGGCAAGACAGUGAUGAAAGACAACUUCACUACCUACCCGCACAGCAGGAGUGCAGAAAAGCGUCUUGGUGGAAGAAGUUACUUCCCAGUCGGCGAGAAGAACUGGCAUUCCUGCAAAUCUGACGCGGCCUUCAAUCAGGGCGUGCACCAGUGGCCGAGGCGGCCGCUGCAGGGCCCCUCCAACGGCCCUCAGAGAUGUCAGACGGCGCCAGGGAGUUUGAAGCCUGCUGCACGCUAUGGUGAAGGAACAUCAAAGCUUCUUGGCAAGCCGUGGAGAAGCUUGGAUGGAACCCUGCAUGAAAUCAUGCUGCAGCAGGGCCAACCCGUCGCCACGCUGGCUGAGUUGGAGGCUGCACUGUGCCUGGCAGAGCAGCAGAGUUUGGUGCCUCCUACGGAGAUUCGCCGGCGGUGGCAGACUUUGGCUGCCUCUGCCAUUUCCUGGUCGCUGGACUGCCUUACCGCAGCUGGCGAGAAGGAGUGGAUCUUCGACCAGGCUCUCCAGAUGCUGUGUACCGCGGAGAUCCUCACAAGGACCGAUGUGGCCGAAACCUUCGGCGCGAAGCUAGUGCCCAAUCGGCUUUUCCUCCGUGCUCUGAGCCUUACAGGCCUCGGUGGCUACUAUCAGCAGCGCGGCAAGCCCAGAGCCGCGGUCCGCUUCCUGGAGCAGGCAGUCGCCGGGCACGCCAAGUUUGCGCACCCUGCCGUGCUGCUGAACUUAUGCAGUGCCCACUUGCAGUUGCGGGAGCCUGGGCCAGCCCUUUCCUAUCUCUCGCAGGCAGUCCUCGCUCUGCGCAGUGCGGCCGGCCGCCUCUGUCCGCAGCAGGCCGCCGAGGUGGAUGCCUCUGCCACUGCAGCUACUGCAGCGGUUCUGGCCGUCCUGGGUCCUGCUGCAAACCCGGAGGACAUGUGCAGCGAAGUCGAUGUCCGGGUUCGCAAAAGCCUUUGGGUGGAGAUGGACCCGCUCGGCCGGGGUAUUGACCUUGGCGACGAGCAGCAGAGGCUUCGCGUCGAGCCCGGUGGGAGUCUCGAGACUCCCGAGGCCUCGCAGAGCAGCCUCGCGAGCCAGAGCAAGGAGGUUGGCAGGACAUCCCGUGUCAGAUACAGCGGACCUCGAAGAGGCCUAGGUCGGCACGGCCUUAUUAGCAAGGAGCAAGCGGCGUCCAGCAAGGAUGCCUUUCAGUACGAGGUGGAUGCGGCCGUCGUAAAGACACUCCUGGUAGCCAAGGUUCUCCUGUGGCCGUGGCCAGAGCUGGGGGAAGAGGUCAUCUCGGUGGCAGACGCGAGUGCAAAGAAGUUCUCACACGCGGCGAAUGCUGUUCCAGCCAGGGCUGCGCUGACGCAGAUGACUCGGAAACAGAACAAGACGAGUCUGGCAGCAGCGUGCUCUCAGAGGAUGACAUUUGACAAACCUUCACAAACUUAUCCUGUUCAGAAUCUCUACUGGCUACAUUUUCCUAAAGCGGGCACGAGUUUUAUUGCAACUCUAUGGAACUAUGCAUGUGGGCAGGGAAGGGAGCUGUUAGACUUGACAGUGAGUGAUUCAUAUGCUCCCAAAUGCCUACACUGUUAUGACUACGCUCUCAUGGAGCGUUAUCCGAAGGACGAGUACUGCAUGCAGGGUGUAUUGCACAAGCAAUUCACUACUGCACACCGGCCUGUCUCUAUGCAACAGAUACAAGGCCGCGCACUGCAUGUUGCAGCAAUGUUUCGUCAGCCAAGCCAGCGCAUUAUCUCGGCCAAGGCUGAUGGAUUACACGCCAAUGGCCUCUCCCCCGCCGGCUAUGCUGAGCUGCGCAGCAAAUGUGAACACGAAUCGACGGAGUGCUUCGCACGAUAUCCGGGCAUUGCGGGCUGCAUGACGCGCAUGCUGACUGGCAAGAAGUGCGCCGAAGACAGCAAAGACCGAACAGCCCCUUUCGAUGGCGGGCGGGCCCUGGUUGACGAAGCCAAAAAAGUCGUUGGCGAGCUGUCCUUUGUGGGACUGACAGAGCACUCUGGUCUGUUUGAGAAGCGAUGGAACGAGUCCGUGUGCCUCUUCCACCGCAUGUUUGGAGGCUCCAUCAAUCCCGCAGAAUUUAUGAACUUCCACCACAACCACCGGCAUGACGGCGCUCACCAUUAUGAAGAGGAUCGCCUGAACGGGUUCCGUGACGAGGCGGAUGAGGAGGUCUAUGCUGCAGCUCAGGAGCGUUUCGAGAGCCUUCUCCGAGAGAACGUGCCAAAAGGGCAGUCCGCCUGUGAUGGCUUGUCAGAGGCUUCUCGGGCUGAGUGUCGAUGCGAGGUCCAGAAGCAACAAUGUGGCUCGGUUCCGGAUGCUUCUCUGGACUGCGGGCACUGCCCGAAAAGAAGACAGCUCUUCCUGGGUGGAGACAAGGAACCAGAGUUAGAGGUGCAGCAGAGCCAGGACAUCGUCUCCGCGUACCGAAACGGCGAGGGACACGUGGGCCUCGAGGCCGCUUUGAAGAGCAUAGCGACCCCGGGGAUCGCGAAGCACGCGGCCAAGCUGAAGAAGGUUUGGCCCGAGUGGGGCAAGAUCGCCAGCGAAGCGCCGGUGCCAGGGGCGGGCCUGGUCCUCCGCGAAUGCCUACUGCUCACCUUCGUGCAUGCGGCAACCGCCUUGGCGCAGCUGAGCUCCAAGCGCUUGUACGACAUCUGGGUGGUGCCCCCUCUGCGUGAGGGCCUGGUCCUGGCGAUUGUGCUCUUCGGCUCGAAGCAUCCUUUGGCCCUGAGGCUCAUCCAUGCCUGCCAACGGGCGCAGGCGCCCGAGCAGCCGCCAGCACCUCCAGCACCGCCUCCGGAUCCUUCCCGUCUGGCCCGGCCCAGGCCGCGUGUGGACCCAAGCGAGCCAGCGAAGCUUCGGCCGAAGCCGCCAAAGACGGCCGUGAAAGUGAAAGCGAGGCCAAAGCGCCCGCAAACCAAAGGCCGCGUGCCAGCCUGGAACGCGGGCGCAGGGCUGCAGCCGGAAAAGGAGGAGAAGUUGCAUCCAGCGGGACAGGCCAGCAUGGGACUUCAGCUCGACAGAGUCGCCAUGUUCUUCCGAAGCCACCGAGCACAGGCGCCGGAUGCCGUGCUGGCUUUGGCUGGAGGAAGUGUAGCCGCCGUAGCGCUGAACAGUUUGCAUUUCUGGAACAGAAGGGACUGCUCUGAUCGCAGGAGCAGAAUACAUGCAGGCCCAGUCAGCCCGGAGACAUGGUAG
This is a messenger RNA of Symbiodinium sp. CCMP2592, 5460 nucleotides long. NCBI's taxonomy places the organism in Eukaryota, Dinophyceae, Suessiales, Symbiodiniaceae. The record is from the annotation of a GenBank genome assembly.